AUGACGUGCCAUGCCGUCUCGUCUGAAAAACGUCUCGUGUGGCUUGGCUUCAAGUCACAAUUUUUGCAAUCGUGUUGCAUCACAAACACUAGUGACAUACACUGUGUCAGGGUAUGCUACAGGGAGAGAAACGCGCCUUUACAGCUGCUACCUCUGGAAACUGUCUCAUUUGAAAGAUCACUGACUCCUCAACUGUGCAUCGACCAUUGCUUUCGCAAGGGUUAUCCAUAUUCGGGAACACAAAUUUCUUCCGUUCAUUUUGGAACACAACAGAGAAGUCAAUGCCACUGUGGUGAUUUUAAGCCUUCCACAGAACACAAGACUGAUGAGUCGCAGUGCUCGGCCAGCUGCCCAGGUGAUCAGAACAACAAGUGUGGCGGUGAUUGGAGAAUAUCUGUCUAUAGAACCGGGGUCUUCCGAUAUAAUCAAACAUAUGCUGACUCCGGAUAUAAGGGAUGCUACAAUUACGACAGGAGAAUGCUAUCCCAAUAUAAAGUAGAUCUUGUUAAUAAUAACUCUCCCGUGCGAUGCUUGGGUGUUUGCAAAGGCAUUGGCUACAUCUAUGCUGGACUUAAAAGCGGGUGAGUCAAAGCGGAUUCAUUGCAUAC
Nilaparvata lugens (brown planthopper) is the source of this 608-nucleotide messenger RNA. Its product is annotated as xylosyltransferase oxt-like. The record is from RefSeq and is a predicted model, not a curated record. The transcript has 4 exons. NCBI's taxonomy places the organism in Eukaryota, Metazoa, Arthropoda, Insecta, Hemiptera, Delphacidae. Bases 1 to 585 code for a protein of 194 amino acids.